ACUCCUUUUAAAACCCCCUCCUCCUUCUUUUCUCCUCAUAACAUUUCUAACCUUUCUAUAAUAUUCUUCAUUCACUACACACCCAUCUUCUUAACCUUACUCUCCAUUUCUCCCAUAUAAUCAUCAUGGGAGUUUUUCACCAUUUUGAACCAAUAUCAAAACACAAAACACAAGAUAGAUCAAAACAAACCAUUGCAUCUGACUUAGACGGCACGCUUCUCAUCUCUCGAAAUGCUUUUCCUUACUAUAUGCUUGUCGCUACCGAAGCCGGUAGCUUGCUAAGAGGACUUAUCCUCUUAGCCUCGGUCCCUUUCGUUUAUUUCACGUAUCUUUUUGUCUCUGAAACCAUCGCCAUCAAAACAUUGAUCUUCAUAACUUUCGCUGGUCUGAAGAUCAAUGAUGUGGAAAUGGUUUCAAGGUCAGUGUUGCCAAAAUUCUACGCGGAGGACGUUCGUCCUGACACGUGGAAAGUGUUCAAUUCUUUUGGUAAGCGUUACGUUGUCACGGCUAGUCCGAGGUUGAUGGUGGAGCCGUUCGUUAAGACAUUUUUGGGAGGUGAUAAGGUGAUUGGGACUGAAAUUAUGGUAACAAAAUCAGGAAGGGCAACUGGGUUUGUUAUGGAACCUGGAGUUCUUGUUGGGGAGCACAAGAAAGAAGCUGUUGUUAAAGAAUUUGAGUCCAAUUUGCCUCACUUGGGAUUGGGAGAUAGUAAAAGUGAUCAUGAUUUCAUGUCAAUUUGCAAGGAAGGAUAUAUGGUUCCAAGAAUUAAAUGUGAUCCACUACCAAGAUCCAAGCUUCUAAGCCCAAUAAUUUUUCAUGAAGGUAGAUUUGUUCAAAGACCAACACCAAUUGCUACAUUAUUAACAUUCCUAUGGUUACCAAUUGGAAUAAUACUUUCCAUCUUAAGAGUGUACCUUAAUAUCCCAUUACCAGAAAAAAUUGCUUGGUACAAUUAUAAACUAUUAGGAAUCAAAGUAAUUGUUAAAGGCACCCCCCCACCAGCACCAAGAAAAGGCCAAAAGGGUGUCCUAUUAGUUUGUAACCACCGUACAAUUUUAGACCCUGUGGUUACAGCUGUUGCAUUAGGGAGAAAAAUUAGUUGUGUCACAUAUAGUAUAAGUAAAUUUAGUGAAAUAAUUUCACCAAUUAAGGCUGUUGCACUUUCGAGGGAAAGGAUUGUUCCUGUUUCUAUAAACACCAAACAAAGUGUGUUUUAUGGUACGACGGUUCGCGGACACAAAGUGUUGGAUCCUUAUUUUGUGUUUAUGAAUCCUAGGCCGACUUAUGAGAUCACUUUUAUGAAUCAAGUUCCUAAAGAGCUUACAUGUAGUGGUGGAAAAUCUCCAAUUGAAGUUGCAAAUUAUAUUCAAAGGGUUAUUGGUGGGACACUUGGAUUUGAAUGUACUAAUUUGACAAGGAAAGAUAAGUAUGCUAUGCUUGCUGGUACUGAUGGAAGAGUUCCAAUUAAGAAGGAGAAAGAUUGA
Messenger RNA from Cicer arietinum (chickpea), 1484 nucleotides. The record is from RefSeq and is a predicted model, not a curated record. NCBI's taxonomy places the organism in Eukaryota, Viridiplantae, Streptophyta, Magnoliopsida, Fabales, Fabaceae.